AUGACCACAAGCAUCACAGACGCCCGCUUUACCCACCUCCACGCUACCCCGCGGUACAUUCUCGCACUGCUGACGGACGAGCCGCCCGAGAGCGGCUGGUCCGUCAUGCCGGGCUACGACGAGAACGUGUCGUUUGCCGCACACCUCGAGCCGCCCCGCCUCGACGCGGACGAGACGCUGCCGUCACAGGUUCACCCGUCGUACCCGUACGGCAGGCCCAAGACAGCGGGGUCCAAGCCCGGCGCCGGCGCUGGCGGGGCGGGUGCACGCGCCGCAGGCAACCUCCUCGAACCCGGAGGCCGGAUGGACGAGAAGUGGGAGGAGCUGGACCUCUCCGCUGUGCUCGAGCACUCGGACGGACGUGAGGUGCCCCCCGUCAUGGCGGGCUCCAAGCGGCCACCAUCACCGUCAUCUCCCGACCUGCGACCCCACCACGUGCCUCAGCCGCGCUCGUUGCAUCUCCGCCGCCUCCUCGAGCGCCAGCGCCAUGCGACACCGCCUGUCCCCGCAGACCCAUUUGACGCGCCCGUGCCCAACGAGACAUACGCCGAAGACGACCCCGAAAACGCAGCUCGCGGGGCAGAGCAGGAUGCCGAGCCGCCACAAGCCCAGACCCCAGAGUAA
Molecule: messenger RNA, 624 nt
Organism: Apiotrichum porosum
Lineage: Eukaryota; Fungi; Basidiomycota; Tremellomycetes; Trichosporonales; Trichosporonaceae
Exons: 3
Coding region: 1-624 (207 amino acids)
Source: RefSeq, a predicted model, not a curated record